Molecule: messenger RNA, 297 nt
Organism: Diaporthe citri
Lineage: Eukaryota; Fungi; Ascomycota; Sordariomycetes; Diaporthales; Diaporthaceae
Exons: 3
Coding region: 1-297 (98 amino acids)
Source: RefSeq, a predicted model, not a curated record
AUGCCUAAGGCCGCAGCUAAGAGAGCCCCUAAGGCCACCCGCCGUGCGAAGAAGGACCCCAACGCGCCCAAGCGUGGCCUCUCCGCCUACAUGUUCUUCGCCAACGAGCAGCGUGAGAACGUCCGUGAGGAGAACCCUGGUAUCACCUUCGGUCAGGUCGGCAAGCUGCUCGGAGAGCGCUGGAAGGCCCUCAACGAGAAGCAACGCGCUCCUUACGAGGCCAAGGCUGCCGCUGACAAGAAGCGGUACGAGGAUGAGAAGCAGGCGUACAACGCUGAGGAGGAGGAGGAGGAGUAG